This is a messenger RNA of Sinocyclocheilus grahami, 1211 nucleotides long. RefSeq names its product dnaJ homolog subfamily C member 3-like. The coding region runs from base 383 to 961 and encodes 192 amino acids. The record is from RefSeq and is a predicted model, not a curated record. Gene Ontology annotation, cellular component: endoplasmic reticulum. Gene Ontology annotation, molecular function: protein-folding chaperone binding; misfolded protein binding. Gene Ontology annotation, biological process: protein folding in endoplasmic reticulum. The transcript has 7 exons. NCBI's taxonomy places the organism in Eukaryota, Metazoa, Chordata, Actinopteri, Cypriniformes, Cyprinidae.
AUGUCCGAUGGCCUGACAGCUAUGCGAAUGUCCAGCGUGUCUAUUGGAACUUUACACAUUAAAUCAGUGAUUUGACGGAGGAAAGAAGUAAACAUGGUUGCCAUAAGACCAGUGGCACACAAAUUACCAAGCUACGUUCCUUUUUUACUAGUUUUGAUCGAUCUUCGAUGCGAAGUGAGGUGAGGGAGUGUCUGAAACUGGACCCGGAUCAUAAGCAGUGCUUCAGCCACUACAAACAAGUCAAGAAGCUCAACAAACAGAUACAAGCUGCUGAGGAACUGAUCCAGCAGGACAAGUACAGCGAUGUAGUUAGUAAAUAUGAGUCUGUUAUAAAGACUGAACCAAAUGUUCCUCAAUUCAUACUUAAUGCCAAAGAACGCAUAUGCCACUGUUUGUCAAAGGACCAGCAACUGCCAAUGCCGUCUCAGUGUGCAGUGAAGUUCUGAAAGCAGACCCUCAGAAUGUGAAUGUUUUAAAAGACAGAGCAGAAGCCUGCCUCCAGGAUGACCAAUAUGAAGAAGCCAUUAAGGACUUUGAGAGUGCUAAAGAACAUAGUGAGAAUGACCGGCAGAUUAAGGAGGGCCUGGAGCGAACACAGCGGCUCCUCAAACAGUCCCAGAAGAGAGAUUACUACAAGAUCCUGGGUGUAAAGAGAACCGCCCAAAAGAAAGAUAUCCUGAAAGCAUACAGAAAGCUGGUGCAGCAGUGGCAUCCAGACAAUUUCCAGGACGCAGAAGAAAAGAAAAAGGCAGAGAAGUUGUUCAUAGACAUCGCUCAAGCCAAAGAAGUUCUCACCAACCCGGAGAUGAGGAGUAAGUUUGACGAGGGCGAGGACCCCAUGGAUCCAGAGAGUCAGCAGGGUGGGGGACAUCACCACCACUUCCAUGGUGGCUGGGACAACUUCCAGGGAUUCAAUCCUUUUGGUUCUGGACCUUUUAAUUUCAAAUUCAGUUUCAAUUAAGGCUCGGCUGAGUAGACCUAGGGCCUGGAUAUGUGCUGGAGUCAGCCAACAGGAACUGGCACCUUCUGAACCUGCCCACAGGCACGGUUCUGACAUGACAAGCGCCUUGAAACGCACAUCUCACGCUGUCAAGUGACCCCGCUUGCUAACCAUCUUUCUUUGAAGCAGCUCCUAUACCUUCAGGGAUCUUACAAUGCGGAGCACAAGGCUAAUAGCCAAGCUACAUCUGUUAGCUUUGACUGUUUUACUC